GCUUGUCUUGCUGUCUUCUCAGUGAAGACAGCUGGCUGGGUAGCCAGCGAGUGUAUGAUCUUACGCCGUUUUACCAACGUAUAAUAAAAUCGAAGCUAUUAGAAAUGAGUACAUGAUCGGUGCCCUAAGUAAUAAGAAAAAAAGAGUCGCAGCAUUUGUACAUCAGACAACAGGGAUCCGGCUGCGGUGAGCCAUGCUGUCCAGACUGCGCGCGGCGGCGCGGCCGUGCGUCGGCGUGUGCCGCUGGGCGCACACCAAGGAGAAGGGCAAGCCGCUGAUGCUCAACCCGCGCACCAACAAGGGCAUGGCCUUCUCCCUGAAGGAGAGGCAGAUUCUGGGGCUGCACGGGCUGCUGCCCCCCAAGAUCGAGACGCAGGACAUCCAGGCCCUGCGCUUCCAGAGGAACCUGGACAAAAUGACCGACCCCCUGGAGAAGUACGUCUACCUGAUGGGGAUUCAGGAGCGUAACGAGCGGUUGUUCUACCGCGUGCUGAUGGAGGACAUCGAGAAGCUGAUGCCCAUAGUGUACACGCCCACAGUGGGCCUGGCCUGCACGCAGUACGGCCACAUCUUCCGCCGGCCCAAGGGCCUGUUCAUAUCCAUCCUGGACCGCGGCCACGUCCGCUCCAUCCUGGACAACUGGCCGGAGAGCAACGUGAAGGCGGUGGUGGUGACGGACGGCGAGCGGAUCCUGGGCCUGGGGGACCUCGGGGUGUACGGCAUGGGCAUCCCCGUGGGCAAGCUCUGCCUGUACACGGCCUGCGCUGGCAUUCGGCCCGAGAGCUGCCUGCCCGUCUGCAUCGACGUGGGCACCGACAACGAGACGCUGCUGAAGGACCCCUUCUACAUGGGCCUGUACCAGAAGCGUGACCGCUCGCAGCUCUACGACGACCUGAUCGACGAGUUCAUGGAGGCGGUGGUGCAGAAGUACGGCCAGAGCACGCUCAUCCAGUUCGAGGACUUCGGGAACCACAACGCCUUCCGCUUCCUGCGCAAGUACCGCGAGAAGUACUGCACCUUCAACGAUGACAUCCAAGGGACUGCGUCUGUGGCUCUGGCUGGACUGCUGGCUGCACAGAGGGCCAUUGGGAAGCCCAUCACCGAACACAGAGUCCUCUUCCUGGGGGCUGGAGAGGCCGCCCUGGGUAUCGCCAACUUGAUCGUCAUGGCAAUGAUGGAGGGGGGCACGUCGCAGGCCGAUGCCAGGAAGAAGAUCUGGAUGUUUGACAAGUACGGCCUGCUGGUGCAGGGUCGAGAACAGGCAACGGACAGCAACCAGGAGGCGUUUGUGCACCCCGGCCCGGGCGAUGUUCAGAGCUUCCUGGACGCCGUCAACGUAAUCAAACCGACCGCCAUCAUCGGUGUGUCCGGGGCCGGCCGACUCUUCACCAAGGAAGUGCUCACAGCCAUGGGCUCUCUGAACGAGCGGCCAAUCAUCUUCGCCCUGAGCAACCCCACAACCAAGGCCGAGUGCUCUGCGGAAGAUGCCUAUACGUUCACACAGGGGCGGUGCCUGUUUGCGAGCGGAAGCCCGUUCGGCCCCGUAACCCUUAGCGACGGGCGCACUCUCACACCUGGACAGGGCAACAACGCCUACAUCUUCCCCGGGGUGGCUCUGGCUGUGAUCCUCAGUGGUGUCAGACACAUCAGCGACACGGUCUUCCUGGAGGCCGCCAAGGUGGCGCAGUACCUGUACACCAAAGGCAUGGCCUUCCACUACCCAGAGCCCCUGGACAAGGACAGCUACGUCAGGUCCACUGUGUGGAACACCCACUACGACUCCUUCCUGCCCGACGUCUUCGACUGGCCCACGCAGGCCCAGACGCCCCCCAACAUCGAGUAGAGGGUCUGAACGGAGGGAGGAGGCUCCAGAAUAAGCAGGGAAAAAAGGAGGAGUAGAAGAGGGGGAUGGGUGGGCAGGAGAAAGGGAAAGAGUGGAGAAGGAUCUACGGAGUAGCUUUGUUGCUAUGAUACACUCACUUGGGCUAGCCAUAGGGCCUAUGAAGUCCGUGACCACUCCUGUUUUUUUGUUGCCAUAGUUAUUUUGCCAUAGUUUGUGUUGUUGGUGUCAACCUUCCGUAACUGUAAACACUGCUGAUGUUGUGUUGGAGAAUAACUCCUCUGUUUUGCCCCCGUUUGGUUUUUACGUUGAAAUGUUUCACAUUAGGGAUGUGACCUUAAUCGCACCUGAAGGGAAAGACGUUCGUCCCGUAACACCACUCCAGCCGUAAGGUCCCUUACAUCGCGUGGAAAAAGACGUUUUUAAUUAUUUGUGUUGAAAAACUGAAUUCACAUCGUUGUGCAUUUUGUGUUCAAAGAUUAAUAUCUUAGAAUAUUUUAUCCUGUGUUGUGCCUCUGGUGAAGUAACUGACAGAAGGAGUAAGUUGGAGAGGGACCUAGAUUCCCUCUGCUUAUUGGUUGUGUUAUGAAGCUGAGACCCUGUAUUCCCUAAGUGUAGAGCAGUGGGAUAUUCCCCCUCUCAGUCCGCAUGCAGGCAGUUCUGAUUACGCAAAGGGCAUGUGGUCAGCGUUCCUUAUUAAUGCACUUAUCUCAGAUAACCUGAUGUGUGAAAUGCAGGCCCAUGUGCAGGGCUAGGGCUUGAAGAAUGGCGCGCGUGUGUGUGUGUGUGAAACGCCACUCUGUUUGAAUGAGACCCCAAUACAGUGCAUUUUUAUGAUUGAUCUGUGACCGUUGUGACUCUGUGACCCUCUCUGUUGCCGCAGAAACAAAUGGAUGAUUGACAGUCCCGGAAGCGUUAUUGCGAGCAAUGUCUCAAAUAUCUACCAUUUAAAGACCCUUCUGUCUGAACACAAAUACACAAGGAAUGACUUUC
Anguilla rostrata (American eel) is the source of this 2833-nucleotide messenger RNA. It is a transcript of the gene me2, whose product is annotated as malic enzyme 2, NAD(+)-dependent, mitochondrial. Gene Ontology annotation, biological process: malate metabolic process; pyruvate metabolic process. NCBI's taxonomy places the organism in Eukaryota, Metazoa, Chordata, Actinopteri, Anguilliformes, Anguillidae. The record is from RefSeq and is a predicted model, not a curated record. Gene Ontology annotation, molecular function: malate dehydrogenase (decarboxylating) (NADP+) activity; NAD binding. Bases 194 to 1843 code for a protein of 549 amino acids. Gene Ontology annotation, cellular component: mitochondrion. The transcript has 14 exons.